AUGUCUAAUAACGCGGCUUACGGAACAUGGAACCCCACUGGAUCCAAGUCUAGUCACAGCAGACAUGGCCCAGUUGAACGCAGGACAUCUGAUGGAGAGGAUCAGAGUUCUUACUCUGUUCCCUCAUAUGGCAUGGCGGAGUCCUUCAUACCGCCUGAUCUUAGACCUAUGUCAUCCACCUCAAGUCUUACUGGUGCCAUGGGCGAUGCCAGCAUCUCUAAUUCGCGACACUCUCGUUCUCCCUCUUCGUCCAACAGCGGGAACGCAUACUCCGGCAACCUCCAGACUCCAAAUUCUGGCUUAUGGAACACUUCCUCUCAAAUGAACAUGAUUGCGAUGAACAACUCCGGCUACCCUGGUGUGGCAGGUCACGGCGGGAUGGGAUUUUCUAGCAUGAGCCAAUCCAGCCUUGAUAUGUCACUAAAUGAAUACACGACGACUCGUAACGUUUCACCGGAAUCAAUUUCCCCCCACUCUCCAAACUACCCCAGCGAAUACGGAGGCGACGCGUACCGUCACCACCUAUCCCCGCAACAAGGCGGAGCACCAAUGGGGUACAUUGGUACAUACCCUUCUUCUCCUGACAGCAAAAGCAGCGAGAUCGCAAGCCUCCGACGCAGAAUCAAGGAGCUCGAGCAAGAGUGCAGCCGUGCGAAGGUUGCCCUGCAGGCCAAGACGGGGCUCCCCGCUGCACCGCGCUCGGCAUCUUUCCAGGCUUCUUGGAGGGCACGAACGGAGACGCGCAAGAAGAUGUUCUGCUCUCUUAACAGGGCCGGUAACGCCCUGUGCGCGUGGCACGACUCCCGACGUGAAAGGCGUGCAUACCCUGCCAGGCACGCUCCUCCGGGAUACCUCAACUGUGGCUGCACAUACGAGGAGGCUCUUUUCGAAGAAUCGCUCUCUAGGCACGGUGUUGGGAGCUAUCUUCCUGGAGAGACUGUCAGGAUGGAUCCUGCUUUGCGCAACCCUCUAUUGCGAUUGCUCGAACAGAGAUAUGGGUACAAGGAUGGCGACUUCGAACACGACCCGAUCACCGAAACGUGGUUUGAAGGUGAAUCCCCUAUGGCAUGGGAGCAAAAGGCACAGUCUGGCCAAGUUGUCAAGCGCCGAACCGACGCCGACCGCCAUUAA
Messenger RNA from Psilocybe cubensis, 1131 nucleotides. RefSeq lists its product as uncharacterized. The record is from RefSeq and is a predicted model, not a curated record. NCBI's taxonomy places the organism in Eukaryota, Fungi, Basidiomycota, Agaricomycetes, Agaricales, Agrocybaceae. The coding region runs from base 1 to 1131 and encodes 376 amino acids. The transcript is spliced from 2 exons.